CCAACAGAGACCAUGGGGAAGAUUAUUUUUUACGAGGACAGGAAUUUUCAAGGUCGUAGCUAUGAGUGCAGCAAUGACUGCACAGACCUGCACUCCUACUUCAGCCGCUGCAACUCCAUCAGGGUGGAGAGCGGCUGCUUCAUGAUCUAUGAGCGCCCCAACUACAUGGGGCACCAGUACUUCAUGCGGAGGGGCGAAUAUCCUGACUACCAGCGCUGGAUGGGGUUCAGCAACUGUGUCAGAUCCUGUCGCAUGAUUCCGAUGUACAGAGGAUCAUACAGACUGAGGAUUUAUGAAAAACCAGACUUCGGCGGUCACAUGAUGGAGUUUAUGGACGACUGCCCCUGUGUCUCAGACCGCUUCCACCACCGCCAUGUCUACUCUUGCAAUGUGAUGAACGGCUACUGGAUCUUCUACGAGUACCCCAACUACCGUGGCAGGCAGUACUUUCUCAAGCCCGGAGAGUACAGGAGAUAUCGCGACUGGUCUGCCACAGGUGCCACCAUUGGCUCUUUCAGACGAGUGACUGAUUUUUAG
Molecule: messenger RNA, 537 nt
Organism: Megalops cyprinoides (Indo-Pacific tarpon)
Lineage: Eukaryota; Metazoa; Chordata; Actinopteri; Elopiformes; Megalopidae
Product: gamma-crystallin M2-like
Exons: 3
Coding region: 13-537 (174 amino acids)
Biological process (GO): visual perception; lens development in camera-type eye
Molecular function (GO): structural constituent of eye lens
Source: RefSeq, a predicted model, not a curated record